AUGGUAGGCUCCGUUGCAAAGAGAUUUCCUUGUUCUCAGCUCCAUUCAUUGUAUAUUCUUAAGAAGGAUUCUGAAAGGUGGCAAAUGGAUGCAGAUACUUCCAAGAAUGAAGACUGUACAACUCAGCAGGCUGCAAAAGUUUCACCAGGACAGCCAUCAACACAUAGCACAACUGAUGAAAACAUGGUCCCUUCAGGCUGGGUAAACAGUACAAAUGACUCCAGCUCUGAACUGUUGACAUCUGUGCAUGCUUCCUCAAUCAGCAAUAUGUUGGGAAGGGAAGGUGACCUGGGCUACCCUCAAGCCUUUCUGAAUGCUAAGCCACUGCAUUAUGUGGCCAACUUUAUUCCUGCUCCUCAUUUAUUACCACCAACUCAGGCAGAAGUAUUCCCUGCCAGGAAAAAUGAUGAAACCAUGAAGAUCCCAAGGUCUGCAGCAGCAGCAGCAGUAGCUGCUCCUUUGACAACUCAGGAAGGCAUAGUCUAUCAAACGAAGGAACAGAUUCCAGGGGAGCAAGAACAGAUAAUGAGGGUUCAGAUGGAGCAACUGCAACGGCUAGUAACUGAACAGCAGAAAAUUAUUACAUUCUAUAAUCCAGCAUCUGGGCCUGAAAACCUGCCAUGUGUUGCAGAAGAAAAUGGGGAAGACCAAAUAGAUGAAAAUGCUUCUUUUUCUCCCUUUGGACAAAGAAUGAACAUGAGAACUCAAAAUGCAGAUGACAGACCAAUCCGACCUGGAAUUGGAGUGAAACAGAAAACAUUUCAAGAAUUUGUUGAGGAGCAACUUAAAUUUGAUUCUGAAAGAAUGGGGAAACAGAAGCAGAAUGCCUGUGAGGCUAAAGUGACUGCACGGAAGUCAUUUCUCAAGUGUGGAGAAGGCACAGCAAGACUUCUAAAAAAUAGAAGGAACCUUGGCAAGAAACCAGCCAAAACUUUCAGAAGAGUCAGCUUUGAUUGCCAGAAUCAUUUCACAUGGCCUUCUCAAUGGGAUAUGGGAAAACCUUUGGGAAAACACCCACAAUUAAAAAGGUGGGUUAGUAGCCCAACAGUGCUGUUCUUGGAUGAUAAAAAUGCAAAUUGUAUCAUUUCCAGGGAUGAUAACAAGCGUCAGCUUAAUAAUCAUGAGCAAAGCAUGGAAGAAAGCCAUCACACUGGUGGAUAUGAUGGUGAAGAGAUGGUAAACAAGAAGGGAUUUGAUGGUGAAGAGGCAGUAAAUGAAAAAGAAUUUGAGGUACCAUCUCAGAUGAACUGGUCCAAAUGUUCCCAGAAAUGCCAUGGACAAAAAAAUAAUAUUAAAGCAAAAGUGUGUGCAAAAACUGAAGCCUCGUGGCCUAUUUCUCAAGAACAUUCUGGCAGAGAGGACAACAGGUCCAUAGAACCUAAGAUUCCAUUGCAGCUUAUAGGGGACAUAAAGAACAGUGUAUCACAGGUAGCUAGAAGGCCUAUGAAUGCUUCACCCAAUGUCACUGAGCUUCAAAAUUUAGAAAUCACCCUAGCCAAUCAAGAGGAUCAGAAUCAUGGAUAUCAGGUUAUUCAAGAUGUGAAUAGGGUCAAGCAAUGGGGAAAUGAAUAUUGUGUCACUGCAGAUAAAAACCCAGAAAUAACUGUAGAAAUUAUCCCUGAGUUUAAAAAAGUCAAUGAUCAAAUAGUAAAAGCUAUGCAUAAACCAGAUAGAAAGCAGGCGACCACAUUUGCUAAUUCACAAACUAGACACUGUAACGGUGCAGAAGCAGCUAACAGAUGGAAAGAGAAUCUCUCUAGUGAGUCGGCCUGCACAUCUUCUGAUAGUGAAGAUGAAUCUAAAUCCCACUGCUGUCAGUAUCCCUGGAGGCCUAACACCCACAGAGCAGUGAGCACAAGCAAGAACAUGGAUAUUUCUGAAGCUGACUAUGCCACUGAUGAGCCCAGUGAAGCAGAAGAUCCUUCGCUGAAAAGUAGUAGAAAAACACGUGCCAAGACAUUUGGUGCUCAGGAGCUAACAGGUCAACAGGGAACCUCCUCCACUGCAAGCAGCAGCAGCAGUGAAUCUAGCCUCAGAAGCAGGAGCUUGAGAUAUGGAAAGACUCUUUCUUCAGUUAGAAAAUCCCAGUUUCAUCAAUCACAAGCAGCAAGAGGAAGAAAAGAGCCUGAAACACGGAGUAAUCUGUGUGACAGUGAAUUGAGUUUGCAACCUCCUUCCUUGACAAGAAAUCUUGUAGCUAGCCUCUUCCCUGUUUUCAAGAGCAAAGCAAAUCUAGAAGAGCAAGUUCAAAAAAUGCCUAUGAGAAAGUUAGAGGAAUGUGAGCAGGAGGUUCUAGUACAUCAUGGAGAAACCUCUCUGUUAGUUCAGAUGAAAGAAGAACAAGCCAAAGCAAUGGAUUUUCUUAGAAAACAAAUAAGCCAGUAUGAGGCUAUGAGGCCUCAGAAGCUGCAUCCCCUGGAAGAGUGCAAAAGUGGAAAAUCUCUGAAACAGCAGAAAGAAGAAAUACAAUUUGAGAAGUAUCCAAAAAUAAUAAAAGAGGAGGGAGAGUCACAGGAAAUACAAAAGUUAAAGCAGCAAAUAGCAGGGCUGCAGGAGGAAUUCAGAAGAAAUGAAACGCACUGGCAUGUUGCCCAUGUAGAGUUAAGAAGUCAGGUUGAAGCACUGACCAAACACAACCUGGAGCUUCAAGAUGAGCUCAAAGUCUCUGAGCAUCAGAAGAUGGAAGCAGAAGGAAAACAUGGCGCUAUGGAUGCAGUUAUUCGAAAAACAGGAACACCGCAAGAUAGCAGCUGGUACAUAUGCGGCCUUAAAUUUGCUGACUUUUAA
This is a messenger RNA of Varanus komodoensis (Komodo dragon), 2787 nucleotides long. Its product is annotated as centromere protein J-like. The transcript is spliced from 9 exons. Gene Ontology annotation, cellular component: centrosome; centriole; nucleus. Gene Ontology annotation, biological process: cilium assembly; centriole elongation. Gene Ontology annotation, molecular function: tubulin binding. The record is from RefSeq and is a predicted model, not a curated record. The coding region runs from base 1 to 2787 and encodes 928 amino acids. NCBI's taxonomy places the organism in Eukaryota, Metazoa, Chordata, Lepidosauria, Squamata, Varanidae.